This is a messenger RNA of Syzygium oleosum, 1916 nucleotides long. Its product is annotated as plant UBX domain-containing protein 7. The record is from RefSeq and is a predicted model, not a curated record. NCBI's taxonomy places the organism in Eukaryota, Viridiplantae, Streptophyta, Magnoliopsida, Myrtales, Myrtaceae. Gene Ontology annotation, biological process: proteasome-mediated ubiquitin-dependent protein catabolic process. Gene Ontology annotation, molecular function: ubiquitin binding. Bases 270 to 1649 code for a protein of 459 amino acids. The transcript has 10 exons. Gene Ontology annotation, cellular component: nucleus.
GUUACCCUGGUCGAAAAAGGAAACUGGGAAAUCCGAAUGAGCCUCCACGACUCAGGUACGGCGACGACUGAGGGAGUCCCCCUCACUCCUUCCCUCUCCCCGCCGUUCGCCAGACAUGGAAGCUUCAGAUUCAGAUUCGGCUCGUCUCUUUCCCUAAAUUAGGGCAAAAGAAUUGCCCUCCCUUCUUUUGUCGCGACGUGAUCGAAGGGCUUCUUUCUAGGGUUUCGGUGACGGUGCACGAGGGUGGGUGGGUGGGUGGGUGGGGGGAGAUGGAGAGCGUGCUGUCACCGACCGAUAAGCAGAGCAUGAUCUCUUCCUUCUUGGAGAUCGCCGUCGGUCAAACCGACGAUACCGCCCGCCAGUUCUUGCAGGCAACAAGUUGGAAGCUUGAGGAAGCCAUUCAACUAUUUUAUAUAGGUAAUGAAAGUGGCGGUAUUGGGGGACAGUCCAAUCCUUCCCCAGCAGAUGGUGGAAAUGCUGUUUGGGCAGAUGAAAAUGCCGGGGUAUCAGGGAAUGAAAAUGGUAAAGAAAACAUUGGACAGCAUGAUGGAGAUGAAGUGCGUCCUCCUUUACCUGUUAGGAGAGAGGUCCUCUAUGAUGAUGCGGUAUUAUACCCAGCAUUGGGGAUGGGGUCACAUGAGUCAAGUUCACUAAUUGCAUUCAGGAACUUUGAUGAGGAAAUGAAACGCCCUGGGGUGUGGGAAUCAGAUCAAGGUUCAACAUCUACUGCAGAAAAUGCUCGUGAUAAUCUUGCCUCUCUAUAUCGUCCUCCGUUCCAUUUGAUGUAUCGCGGAUCCUUUGAGAAGGCUAAAGCGGCAGCUUCACUACAAGACAAGUGGCUUCUAGUAAACUUGCAAUCCACCAAGGAGUUCAGCUCGCAUAUGCUGAAUCGGGAUACAUGGGCAAAUGAAGCCGUCUCACAAACUAUCAGCACUAAUUUUAUCUUCUGGCAGGUAUAUGAUGACACGAGUGAGGGCCAGAAGGUCUGCACCUAUUACAGACUGGAUUCGAUCCCUGUAGUGCUUGUUAUUGACCCCAUCACUGGCCAAAAGAUGCGGUCUUGGACUGGAAUGAUUCAACCUGAGAGCUUGCUUGAGAAUUUGUUACUCUUCCUGGAAGGUGGCCCCAAGGAUCAUCAUGUAAGUUCAUCACAUAAACGUCCCAGAGAAAAGUCUGCGACUCCUCCACAGAAACUUAAGGAUGCCUGGGUUGAUGCAGAUGAAAUGCCCAAGGAAGAAGACGAGGAACUACAGGCUGCAUUGGCAGCUUCCUUGGAAAAUGUAGACGAGCCAAUUAAGACAACUAGUGAAUAUGACAAAACUAAUACCAGCAAGGAAGAAGAGGCAUUCACAAGGAAGAUACCUGCCUAUCCGCCUCUUCCCGAGGAACCUAACGGUGAUAGAAGCCUCCUUUGCCGGGUUGGAGUCCGUCUUCCCGAUGGACGUAGGGUCCAGCGGAAUUUUCUCCGUACUGAUCCAAUACAGCUUCUGUGGUCAUUCUGCUGUUCUCAACUGGAAGAGGCUGAAAGUAGACCAUUUCGCUUGGCGCAAGCAAUUCCUGGGGCUUCAAAAAGUCUGGACUAUGACAGCAAGUUAACCUUCCAGGAGUCUGGGCUUGCAAAUUCUAUGAUCUCUCUCACUUGGGAAUGAUACUCGUGCAGUACCUUUUUGGGAUGGUUUGAUCCGCUGGAAAUGAUUGAAGAACUUCUGAUACAUGUCUAUAUCGUCAUAUUUGGUCCACUGUCUAUUCCCUCCCCCAAACCAUUGUCUGUUUUCAAGGGACCCGUAGAUUUCAUUUUGAAUGUGUAACUGUCCAAGUUAAAUGCAUUGCGACAGCAUUUCAUCGCAGAUGCAAUAGAAUCUCAAUUGUAUGUAUGCGCGGGCGGUUUUAUCGGAUCUCCUUUUUGGCGUUUGAAA